Molecule: messenger RNA, 2801 nt
Organism: Sycon ciliatum
Lineage: Eukaryota; Metazoa; Porifera; Calcarea; Leucosolenida; Sycettidae
Product: STE20-related kinase adapter protein alpha-like
Exons: 12
Coding region: 171-1286 (371 amino acids)
Biological process (GO): activation of protein kinase activity; protein export from nucleus; protein phosphorylation
Cellular component (GO): serine/threonine protein kinase complex
Molecular function (GO): ATP binding; protein serine/threonine kinase activator activity; protein kinase activity
Source: RefSeq, a predicted model, not a curated record
UAAAAUUUAUGGUCACACACAUACAGAAAUCUUCAAGCAGGACCAUAAAUUGGUGUGUAAAGCGGUGCAAUAAGGGCAGCCGUCCCAUUCUCUUUUCGAAUGGCGUAACGUAGCUGGUGGAAAGCCCUGGGUAGGGUCUAUGGUGCAGUUUUGUUGGUUCUUCGCCUGCUAUGGCUGAAGCAGGAACGGAGCCUGAUGAUCAGUACCCGUCUGGCUUUCCAAUCUUCGCACCCGAGGACUUUGAAUUGAUCUGUGCUAUUGGCAGUGCAUUUCGCCACACCACCGUCAUCUAUCUGGCUCGCCACGUUCUGUCCGACCAGACUGUAGUAAUACGCCGCUGCAACGCCGACUUGCUGACGGACGAUGAGCUGCAGCAGCUGGCGUGGGAAGCCCAAUCGAGCCACUGGCUGCAGCACAGCAAUGUCAGUCCGUUUCUAGCUAGCUUUGUUGCUGGCAUGGAGGUGUGGACUGUUGGCCAGCUCAUGCACUAUGGCUCGUGUUCCGACAUCAUCAGCGCGGGCUUUCCAUUUGGUCUCUCCGAGCUGGUCAUUGCCUUUAUCCUGUAUGACACACUGCAAGCACUGGCCUACUUACACCGAAUGGGAUACAUACACCGUGGUGUGACAUUGCGUCACCUUCUCGUUGGUCUGGAUGGCCACAGUCGUCUUGGAGGUCAACGGUGUAUGCUAGACCAGUACCACCAUGGUGUGCAGCACAAAAAAGAAUUUCUCUUUGACAGUCCCGUCACCACUUUCCCCUGGCUGGCACCGGAAGUCUUAGAGCAAAAUCUAGCUGGCUAUGAUUAUAAAUCUGAUAUUUAUAGCAUAGGUGUAUGCGCCGUGGAGCUAGCUCACGGAGUCACGCCAUUUGCAGACAUGACUACCACCCAGAUGCUGCUUCUGAAGUUGACCUCUGAUCCACCUACUCUGGUUGAGCCACCGACAGGCCCUAAGAGGUUCUCAGCGCAUUUCCACUCGUUUGUGAAUUCCUGUUUAGACAGAGAUCCUGGCAAGCGGCCGAGUGCUACACGGUUGCUACUUCAUCCUUUCUUUAAGCAGAUUAAACGGAAAGAUUGUGGAGUGUGGAUGGUUCCACAGCUCAUUUAUCCCGUCUAUCCACUCAACCCAGAGAACCAGGAGAUCUCUGGUGAUGAAGGUCCUUUACCUCUAGACUCGCUUCUGGACUACAACGACCCGCCUGAACCGUUCUGGGACUUUGACACGAACCCACCAAUGGCGGCCGCUGCAGCAACAGCAGAAGCUGCAGCAACAGUGCAGGAAACAUGAUGUGUGUGUGUGUGCCUACGUGUGCGUGUGUCUGUCUGUCUGCAGGCACGGGUAUGCGUGGCAUGCGUGGUCUGUGUGCUACUCACCGCGUGUAUCGCUGCCGUCACCCUGACAACCCAACACUAUAGGCUCUUCUAGUCUUGUUAAUGCUGGGUCUUAUUUUGUGAUUGCGCACGCGCGCGUGCGCGCACACACACAUGCACAUACACACACAUACAUACACACGCAUACAUACACAUACACACACACACACACACGCACACACUCUCUCUCUCUCUGUCUCCCUCUUUCUCUAUAUAUCUCUAUCUGUCGUGUCUGUCUCUCUCUCUCUCUCUCUCUCUCUCUCUCUCUCUCUCUCUCUCUCUUUCUUUCUCUCUCGUCUUUUACCGUGCUCUAGUUCACAUGAAAUUAAUAGUGAUAGUAUGCAAAGAACUGCGGCACACCCCCUACACGCACACAUAUAUACAUAGAUACACGUGUGUGCUUACAUAUAUGCAUAGAAAGAGAGAUCCACAUGCGCACGAUCAGCCAGAGGAAGUAUAUAGCUCCUCGCCGCCACGUGCAUGCACAUAUACACACAUGCACAGGCGUGUUUUUUGUUUUGUUUUUAAAUUAUCACUACGAUAGAGUAGACGAGAUGGGGCCCUCGCGGCAACACCCGCUAUUCCAAUACUACUUGUCAUAGUGUAGGAUUUGUACAGGCACCUCUGCUCUAGCCAUCUUUAUCCUCUUAUGGCCCCCUGCAUGUCUUCUCGAUAACUGCAGCGGUUUUAUUUCACCUCUCUCUCUCUCUCUCUCUCUCUCUCUCUCUCUCUCUCUCUCUCUCUCUCUCUCUCUCUCUCUCUCUCUCUCUCUCUCUCUCUCUCUCUUUCUCUUACUUGAAAAAGUACUUGCGUUCUUGUUCUCAGCUUCCCCGUGUUGAUUGGCUGUAUCUUGAUUGUUUUUUUAUGUUCUCAAUGGAGUCCAUUAGUGUACCGGUUCUAUCUCUCUAAAACUUAGCUUUUAUUCGGUAUUUUGCAAGGUGCUUUAUUUGUACCUUGUUUCUUCUUUUGUCGCUGUGUCCGUUGUGGUUGUCGCCGUCGAAUAGACUGCAGAAGUGUAUGCUUGUGUUUGUUGUAACUUUUACUGCUGUCGUUCCGCUACCCCCUGCUGCUCUUUCUGCUGGCAAGAACACUAUUAUACUCUAUUAUCCUUAUCGCCUCUCUGCUUCAGAAUUGGUCGCCGCUACCUACCUGCCAAAGUUGAGAAGUUCAAUCGUGCAUUCCAACGUCACAUUUGUACAUUAUUUAGACUGGCUAAGUUUGUGUACAGCUUUGUAUGUCGUCGCUGCAACGUAGUCGUGUAUGCAUUGGUAAAGAGUUGUAAUUCAUCAUGUUCAAGAUCAACCGCUGACCUCACUGGGCUUGUGAUAGCUGUACUAUGAUAAGUUAGUCUAUUAUUAUUUAUACAUGUAUCUACUUCUACUUUGUCAUAAUUAUAUAGGGCCAAUAAACAAAGAAUCUGAUCGAUCCUGGA